Xiphophorus maculatus (southern platyfish) is the source of this 8914-nucleotide messenger RNA. It is a transcript of the gene cep170bb, whose product is annotated as centrosomal protein of 170 kDa protein B-like. The record is from RefSeq and is a predicted model, not a curated record. Gene Ontology annotation, molecular function: protein binding. Bases 149 to 5398 code for a protein of 1749 amino acids. Lineage: Eukaryota; Metazoa; Chordata; Actinopteri; Cyprinodontiformes; Poeciliidae. The transcript has 20 exons.
GUGCGUCUUGACGCAGCGGGUUGCCGCUGGUGCGUCAGGAGGAGACGGGCGGAGAGAUGCCAUAACAGCAGCAGCAUCAGGACCAGAGAGCGAGCCCAAAGCAGAGACCCGAACCCCGUCCGAGCUCCGGCCCAGCGGGACGCCUCCCAUGCUCCACCCGCCCCGCAGUGCGGCAGUGCGGGAUCCGAACGCAGGACAGCGGCGGGCAGCGGCGGAGGAGCGGCGGCAUCUGGAGAGGAGGCCUGUGAAGAUGAGCGUGACGUCAUGGUUCCUGGUGAGCAGCUCCGGCACGCGGCACCGCCUCCCCAAAGAGAUGAUAUUCGUCGGCCGCGAGGACUGCGAGCUCAUGCUGCAGUCGCGCAGCGUGGACAAGCAGCACGCCGUCAUCAACUACAACCCAACAACCGACGAACACCUGGUGAAAGACCUGGGCAGCCUGAACGGGACGUUUGUGAACGACCUGCGGAUCCCUGAUCAGACCUACAUCACACUCAAACUGUCCGACAUCAUCCGCUUCGGAUACGAUUCUCACGUCUACGUUCUGGAGAAAAGUCAACACAAAGUCCCUGAGGAGGCGCUGAAGCAUGAGAAGUACAGUAGUCAGCUGCAGAUGAGCCUGAAGGCUGCAGAGGGGAAGAAGAGUGAUGAAGAGGAGGGGCAGCGAGGAGACAAGACGACGAGCACAAAGAGCAUCACACAAGAAACCCCCGGGAGUCGGCCCACGCCUCUGUAUGGCCAGCCGUCCUGGUGGGGAGAGGAGGAUUAUGGGAGUAAAGUCCAAAGCAGCGACGAGCCUCAUUCAGAUUUUCCUGGAGCUCUCUCCGACUCCCAACCAAAGACCGUCUUCCCUUCCUACCACCGCGAGCCCAGCUACUUCGAGAUUCCCACCAAGGACUUCCAGCACCAGAAAACCUCAGAGGGGGAGCUCCAUGAGAUCCCCACCAAGGAUACGGACGCCCCCAACGCCCCGCCAACCCCGACGCCGCCCGUCGUCCAAAGCCACGCCUCUUUCACCAUCGAAUUUGACGACUGCAUGCCUGGCAAGAUCAAGAUCAAAGACCACGUCACCAAGUUCUCGACUCGCCAGAGGAAGGGUCAGGCGCCCCCCGCCAAGACCGCUGCCACUGCCACACCCGCAGAGAUGAUAUCAGCGCAGAGCAAGGUGGCUGAUUGGCUGGUCCACAGUGAUGUCAGCAUGAUGAGGAGGCAUCCGCCAUGCGAGGACGUCUACAGCACCAAGAGUGACCUCGCCAUGAACAUCAAGACCCUUAAAGGUCAUCAUCAUGAGGAUGGAACCCAGAGUGACUCUGAAGACCCGGUUCUUAAAGCCAAAAGUAAAUCCCAGCACUCUGUCCAGUCAGAGCAACCUGAGACACCUCAGCAGACGGUCCAGUCCAGUCAGCAGCCGGUUCCAGCACAGAAGCUCCAUCAUGUGCUGCAGUACUCUCCGCCCAGACAGGCCCCUGCCUCAGCUGUGGCCCCUGAUCGGCCCCUGUCCCAGAGCCCUCCCCAGCCACCAUCGCCCACAGAAAUGUCCAGACAGGGACUGUCUGAGCACCUCACCCAGCAGGCCUUCAUCAUCGAGUUCUUUGACGACAACCCGCGCAAGAAGCGUUCACAGUCCUUCACCCACAACCCCGCUCACGGCGACUCUUACUCCACCCUCAAGGCCAAGAUGGAGCGACGGAAAGGCGGCGAGAGGCCGGCAUCUAUGCAUGGUCACAUCCCUCCCACCCAGCAGGUGACGGUUCCCCUGAAGAGUCAGGGCCACAGUGGCCCUCAGAGGUCAAGCUCUCUAAAGCGGGAGAAGACAGAAGGGGAGGCAGGUUCAUCAAGCUCCUCCUCUCGCUCUUCAUCAGGCAUCAUUGUCAGACCUUUUGGCAGUGUUGGGAAGAAGUCAAAGCUUGCCCAGGAGUUUGCUACAGAGUUCCUGAAGGACUCUGGUGAGAAGGAUUCCUCCCCAACCAAAGACAAAGUCUCACCUCCACCGAUGUCUGCCCCACCAGUGAUGGUUUCACCCCCUCAUGCCCAGAUCCCUUUCCCACAGGAACCUCCAGCACUUUCUUUAGUUUCCUACCCCUCAUCCCCAUUACAACCUCCAGUAGCCUCAAAGUCCUUCAAACCGGCCAUUGGUCCAGCCCAGGUGGCUCCUCUGGGCCAUCCAUCUGGACCACACAUGUCCCCCAUGUUGUCUUUGGGAGUGCAUGGGGGAGACCCCAAAAUUUCCCAGAGGAUUGUGAGGAAUGAGGAAGACGACAGCCUGAGUGAUGCCGGGACUUACACCAUAGAGACCGAGUCACAAGAUAAGGAGGUGGAGGAGGCCCGCAACAUGAUUGAUCAGGUGUUUGGCGUCCUUGACUCUCCAGAGUACAGUGGCGCAACCACAGGAGUCUAUAGACCUGUCAUACAUGAAGGCAAAGAUGAGCACCGUACCCUGCCUGGUGAUGGUACCAGUGUGGACCUAUUGCAUGGUUUUAUCCCAGCAACUGUCAGUGCCCCCCCAACAGGUCCCAUGCAGGUUCAGAUUCACGCAGCCGAUCUUGAAGGACCUAAAUGGGUUUCUCGAUGGGCCAGUCUGGCAGACAGCUAUGCUGAACCUGGUUCUACUCCUCCUCAAGGGGAAUGUCUUGAAGAUUUGCGCUACAUGAACCAGUCAGUGGGAAGCUACAGCUAUGACACCUCAGAGUCAGAGACGAGCCACAGCUCCAGGACCAGAAGGCUGCUGCCUCAGGUUCCUCCAGAAAAGGUGGAAAGUGUCACUCCAAGCAUCCUGAUACGGCAUGAAUCCUACCAAGGUCUUAAAUCUGUGGAUAGAGUUUACGUUCCUCCCUGUUCCCAAGACUCCACCCAGCGCCUAACCGUUCAGGAUGACGUGGACCCAGACAGUCUCAGCGAUGCCAGUCGCUCUGAGGAUGGACCCGCUCUGGUUAAUGCAAAGAAAAUUGAUGUAAUUACCGGAAACGUGUCCCCAGUUGCUCCUGGCUAUCAGUUUAAAGUUCAGGAGAAAGUUUCUCCAACCAACAAAUCCACCUUCUUCUACAUUGGUGCCGAGGAUCAUCCAGGCAAGCCUGAACAGGCCAGAAGCCCCGUGCAGGGUGAGAGGACUCGAGACCCUCCGGCUAAAACUCCUCCAACAACAGUCUUGAUCCGUCACUUGAGUGGACAUGAACCCAGAAGGACAGGCGUCAAACCCAACAACUCUGCUCCAAACCUCCAAACGCAAGACAAAGACUCUGUUCCUACAAAGGACAGCUGUAUCGUCCGUCAAGAAAGUUUCACCAAAGACCGACCCAGUGACACAGUCCAGAUGAAGAAGCUUCCCCACAUCUCCAGCCACCCUUCCAUUAGAGAUAUGGAACAGAGCAUCCAGGAAACACAGCCCUUCCUUCAGGAGACAGAGGGUGCGCUGUCCUCUCUGGACACCAAGGUUCCUUCUUCUGGUUCUGGUCGUAGCUCAAAGAAAGAGGGCUCCUCCACCCACAUGGAUGAUUCUCUCUCUGGUGAGUCAGAUGUGGAUACAGCUAGCACCGUGAGUCAGGUGAGUAGCAAAAAUGCUCCUGUUAGCUCCACAUCUAAAAAGCGACCUGCCAUAAGCAGUUUUCAGAAGGAGAAGUCCUCUUCUAGCCCAUCUAUCCAAGAAAAGGGUCGACAGCUAAGUGCUCGAGAGCGGCUUUCUGAGAAACGACGCACACAGACAACUGACGUACCAAGCAAGGCAGAGGCAACGAAGCGUUUCCAGAUGCGCCGCAGUACAGGAAACCGUGGUUCUCUGGAUUUAUCCGAAGGUCAACAAGGUACCGCACCUAACUGGACUGAAACUACUUCAUCUGAUCAUGAAAUCUCACAUCCAUCCAGCCGUACCAAGAAAGUUAUUGCCCCUCUACAGAAAGAGGACAAUGGAAAGACACCUAAGUCAGCAGCUCAACAGGUUUUAACUCGUUCCAACAGCCUGUCAGCACCAAGACCAACUCGAGCCUCCAUGCUACGACGCGCUCGCCUCGGUGACGCCUCAGACAACGAGGGCACAGAGACCGAUCGGACCUCCCAGAACUCUGAUCACAUUUCUGCACCCCCUAAGGUCUCCGCUGAAGGUAAGAAGCUGUCCAGACUGGACAUCUUGGCGAUGCCCAGGAAGAGAACCGGCUCAUUUACGACUCCAAGUGACAACGAGUCCUCGACAAGUCGGUCUGGCUUCUCCGGUCGCAACAGUGAGCCAGCUGUCACAGCAAGGAAGACGUCUGUUGGUGAUGCUCGCCAGGCAGCCAGUAAAGGGGGCGGAGCUCCGGUGAAGCAAACAGUGUCACGUACCCGAUCAAGCGGAGUGAAGCAUCCCAGCGGCGGGUCACGUCGCAAACAGAAGGGCUCAGACUUCUCGUCUUCCUCUGAGGAAGAAUACGACACAAACACUGGCUUCUCCAAAGCAAAGCGAUCCUCCCAUUCAACGACCGCUGGCCAAUCACAGCGCAGCCAGAGGACAGCCGCCAGCAGAACCAAGUCUGUCUCCCUGGAAACCGAGGAGGACGAGGACCAGAACGACAUCGACCCAUACCAGAACUGGUCCACUCACAGCGCUGAGAUCGCCAAGCUCAGUCAGGACCUGGCCAAAGAUCUGGCCAUCUUGGCGAAGGAGAUCCAUGACGUCGCUGGGGAUGGGGAUCCUCCACCCACCACCACCUCCCCUAGCUCACUCCCCAACACGCCAGGCUCCAACAUCUCUGCCCGGGAGGAGGUUGAUCUGCAGGAGCUUCAUUCUGCUUCAGACUCUUACAACCUUUCAUAUGUUUGUUCUUCUGCAAAGACGCCAUGUGUUGCAUAUCUCCACGGGGUUCGACCGGCUCAGCUGGUCCAUCGUAUUCCUGAGGCCAGCUUAAACUUCCAGAAGGUUCCUCCAGGUUCUGCGGCCAUCUUGGACCUGGACGCUAAUAUGAAUGAGGCAGAGCCCACUUCUUUGCAACGCCGUCCGUGGAACCGUGAAGAGGUGAUCCUGGACAACCUGAUGCUGAACCCGGUUUCCCAGCUGUCCCAGGCCAUCCGGGAAAACACCGAGCAGCUGGCCGAGAAGAUGAAGGUUUUGUUCCAGAACAAAGCAGAUGUAUGGGAGGAGAUCGAGGCCAAGAUCAACACCGAGAAUGAAGUUCCCAUUUUAAAAACCUCCAACAAGGAAAUUACCUCCAUUUUGAAGGAACUGAGACGAGUCCAAAGGCAGCUGGAAGUCAUAAACACCAUCGUGGAGCCCGGUGGGAGUCUUCAGGCGGCCGCCAUCACAACGCCGUCUCUGACUCAAACUCGCCAAACCACGAAGGAGAAGAAACCCGCUACCAGAACCCGGACCUCCAACGCCAACGAAAGCACCAAGCGACCGCCUCGUGGGCCUGAUGGGUCCCACCACGCGCCCUGAGCAGGCAGCCGUAGCACAUCGGGACAGACGUUGUGCAUCCACACCACUGCGGUGUGAGCCGGAGCCGGAGUCCCUCUGGGCGCUGUGUUUGGACCGGCGGUGGUGUGGAUGCACUGGACCUGUCCAGAACAAACCGCCCAUCUGUGCCCAGUGAUUUCAUCAGAACAUCGUGAUUGGCCACAGUGUAUCUUCGUAGAGCUGCUUUCUCGUCGCACAAGCUCAACCAAACUUAGUCAACGCUACAGAAUCAAGCAGCUGCUCUCACCACGGCGUUCUGCGGACAGAACUGUACAGAAGUGUAUUAAUAACUUUGUGCUUUGACGAUCUGUUGUGUUGCAUUUGAACAGAGGAUAGAAACGUCCUUAUAGCAUUCUGUGUAUCUUUAUAAGGCAAAAGUUUUACCUUUCUGCCCGUCAGAUGGGUCCCACUCUGCUUCCACGCUUCAUGGACCGGGUCCAGUAGAACACCUGCUGAAUGUUUCUCAGUUCUGCUGCCUGACCGACGACAGCCAGGCUCUCCGCCUGCUCCGCCUCGCUGGGAUUGUGCUGCUUCUGCUGAAUGUUGCGAGAGCUGAAUGUGGGAGAGACUCUGUGAAAUAACUGGAAUGUCUGCAUGAGAGAAAGCUUAACGAUUCCGACUGGUCCUCGAACGCAUCGCCUCUCUACAGGAAUGAAUCAGUCCGACAGUUGAGAAGUAAAGCUUAUUAAAAACACCUGAGAACAAACAAGAUUUCUUAAAGUGUAACUGACCCCCCUGUGAAAGCAAAGCCCGCACCCAAAAAAUCUCUAAAUUCCAAAGUGGGCGGAGCCAGAACCCCCUUGGGGGCGUGGCUAAGCGUGUGAAUGAGCAGAGAGGGUAAAGCUGGGCUGUGGUCCUGUUGUCAGCUUAGUAACAGUUGCUAUAGGUAGCGACUUUUAAAAAAAAAAAAAAAAACAGUGACUAGCAACAAAUCUAUCAACUUUUUUCAAAAAAAAGCUUCUAGCGACAAAUUUAACGCCUUUUCCCCAGAAAAUCAACUGACAAAUCUAUCAACUUUUUUCAAAAAAGCUACUAGCUUCAAAUCUAGCCACUUUUUUCCCUCUUUACAGCAACUAGCGGCUUUUUCUUCUUUAUUGGAGACUUUCAUUGCGACGUGUGAAAAACCAGCCGCUGUCAAAGUGAGAUGGUUUUAUGGUUUUAUCCCUGAACGCAGGGCUGUGUGACAGACAUGAACCAAGCUGGAAGCAAAAGGAAAAUUCAUCUGCAGUACCCCAAUUUCAACCAUAAGAGGGCAGCACUGAAACGGCUCUAGGCUAAAUAUUGCAGAAUUAAACAAAUUUACACUAAAAUGUCAUAUUUCACACAGAAACAUAAAGUUAUCAAGCUUAAGGACAAAAUUAAAUGGAAACAGUUGAUUACGGGUUUAGUUCCUCUCUAUUUAUGGGUUUAGAUGAAUUCGCCUGGUUCAGUGAGAGAUGUUAGGUUGUUUCCAACUCCCAGGUCCAAGUAGAAACUAAUGUCCGCGGCAGUUUUAAUGAAGUAUUUAGAGCUUUACGCCGUGGGAGGGUCGAUGGAAGGUGACGUGGUGUGAGUGGGUCUCUGCGUGUCCGCUAGCUGCUAGCUGCUAGCUGCUAGCUGUGCUGUUGUCGCUGUGUGCUGGGCUAAUGUUUGUGUUUUUUUUCUCCGUCUUUGUGUUAAAGCAGCUGAGACGUUCGUAUGUACAGACAGUGAAAUGAUCCAGUUCAUUUCCAGAUAAAUGAACGAAGCUGUUAACUCUCGGCUUAAUUAACCUAGCUUAGCAUAACGACUGGAAACGGCGGGAAUGCAAACUGAGCCUGUGCUUGGCUUUCAUUCACUUUCAAACAAACUUUUACUUUCCUAUCCAAGUGGCUUCAUGGUGUAACCAAAAAUAAUAAUAUUGUUUUAUUUAGUGAAACAAUAAUUCAGUAGAAGCUGAUGUUUACUGAUUUAUUUUUAUCUGCAGUUUCUGAGACUCGGUGAUUGAUUUUGUGUUUAUUAUUGCUGUUUACUGCUGCUGCAUUUUUUAGCCAAAAACUAACAGAAAUAAUCUGGGUUGUUUAUCCUGUCACAAGAGUAGAAAAUUGAGGUUAAUUAUUAAAAGUAAUAUGAUGUUGAUUCAAUUAUAUUAUGUCAUAGUUUAAAACCAAAUCUUUAGUUAGCAAGCUAAAUAUUUACUAAUAAUAGUUUUAAAGUAAAUAUUGAGUUUGGAACUAAAUAUUACAAAAUUAAAUAUUUAAUUAGCAAGAUAAAUAUUUAGCUUGCUAACUAAAUAGUUUGAAACUGACAUUUAAACACUUAUGAAUAAAAUUGUGAGAAUAUGACUGAGCUUUUAGCCCCGUCUUCUUUUCUUAUGUCAGGUUAAAUAAUCCAAAUUAUUUCUAGCUUUUUGGUGUCUCAUAGUUGUAAUCUGAUGUUUCUGUGUUUACUGACGUAGACAGGCAUCCGUUUCCACCGUUAGCGCUAAGCUAGGCUAACUCCACUAUGGUGAUUGUUCUGUACAAAACCACGAUUCAAUCUCCAGCAGAGAUGAAGGAUUCUCUAUGGAAACCUAUAAAAACCACUUUAGAGAAAUAAAAUGCUUGCCAUAGUUAUGACUUUGAAAGUUUUAAUUUUUACUUUGAAGUUUAAAUAUUUGAUAUAAAGUUUCAGAAUUUAGACUUUUAAUGUUAGAAUUAAAGUCUAAAUUAGGACUUUGACUCUUAUGACAACUUCAAAAGUAACAACCAUUACUUUGUUCAUAUCAUGACUGAAAGUCUAAAUUUUUACACUAGUGCUCAUAUUCCUAACUUUGUAUCUGAUAUUUAUAUCCAAUUAUUAUAAUUUAAUUUUUUUUUACUUUCUAUCACAGUUAUGUCUUUAAAGUCAUAUUUCUGAUUUUGCAUCCUAUAAAAAGUCUAAAUUAAUUUCUACUUCCAAAGUCAUAUUUAUAAGUCCACCCUGCCAUUAUUCCUUCCUCUCUAGUGGCACAUAUGGGCCUCCGUAGUUUCACUGACCUGUGGACUUGAAGUGUUGGGCUGGAGAAACCAGAUAUGGCAAACCUUUAUCAUAAAGUGCAUGUUUCCUGUAGCUUGAGGCAGGUGAGGUUUUGAUGCUAAAUCACCAAAUGUGCACUUUUUCCAUCGGAUGAACAAACACCCGGAGGAAACGGGUGGAGCUUUUAUUUAUCCUUCAUGCUGAUUGUUUGGAAAAUGUUUUAUUUGACCAUUUUACGCAAUCCUGACUGGGCGGUGCUGCGAUGAUGUAACAGCUGCUGCUGCAGCUGAUUGGUGGUCUGGCCUCCAUGCGCUCUGUGUUUUGUUGCAGUGCAUGCAGCUGAGUAAGAACAGCAAACAUCUGCUCUGUUUCUCAUUUUUAUGCAUCUGAUCAGAUUAUGGUGCUGCAGACGGACUUGCGUAACUAACAAAUGUUUUUUAUUUUCCAAGGAUUUCCACACAUCUGAACUCUUUUGUUUAUCAUCGUUUCUUUGUAUCAUUCGGUCAUUUGUAAUAAACUGACUCCAUGCACUCUGUUGGUGAA